CGCGCGACGUCUAUGAGAGAACACUUUCAAAUCGGAUAAUAUAAACAUAGCCUAUUACGUCAGAGUAAAACUCUCCAAAGUGUAAAUGUAUUUUUCUACGCACCAGUUGGAGACUAUCAAUAAGGCAAAUGAAACUAAUUUUAUUUAAACUUUUAUAGACUCCAUAAACAAGACAUGGGAUGUUGAGAGGAUGUCAUUCGAAAAACCUUUUAUUAUUACACAAGAACUGGAUUUAUACCAGAAUGUGUCCAAAUGGGCGCACCACGGUAAUCACACAGGGGCCACUUCGGAACAAUCCAUGUACUACAUCAGCAUCGCCAUCACUGCCAUUUAUGGAGUCAUCAUAGUCGUGGGACUAAUCGGUAACAUAACCCUCAUCAAGACAUUGUCUUCCUCUAAAUCCAUGCGGAAUGUCCCCAACCUCUUCAUGUCGAGUCUCGCGUUCGGGGACUUGGUCCUCCUGGUUACUUGCGCGCCGGUGGAUGCCAGUCGGUACCUCGCGGACGAGUGGCUCUUCGGGAGAGUUGGAUGUAAACUCAUACCAUUCAUCCAACUCACCUCCGUCGGAGUGUCUGUUUUUACCCUGACUGCGUUGUCUGCUGAUAGGUACAAGGCAAUCGUGAAGCCCAUGGACAUCCAGGCCUCCAACAGCCCGGCGAGGAUCGUCCUGCGGGCUGCAGUGAUCUGGCUCUUCUCCAUGACCCUGGCUGUCCCCGAGGCUGUCUUCUCAGACCUCCGCUCGUUCAGCAUCCACAGCACCAAUGAGACCUUCAUCACCUGCGCCCCCUAUCCCCACGAUGGUGAACUGCACCCCAAGAUCCACUCCAUGGCCUCCUUCCUCAUCUUCUAUGUCAUUCCUCUGUCGGUUAUAUCAGUCUAUUACCUGUUCAUCGCCAGGAGCCUGAUCAGGAGUGCCUAUAAUAUGCCGGUGGAGGGCAACGUGCACGUCAGAAGACAGAUAGAGUCCAGGAAGCGCCUUGCCAAGACUGUCCUGGUGUUCGUGGGCCUGUUCGCCGUGUGCUGGCUCCCCUGUCACGUGAUCUACCUCAACCGCUCCUACCACUACUCCGAAGUCGACACCUCCAUGGCCCACUUCAUCUUCACCGUGGGAGCCCGCAUCCUGGCCUUCACUAACUCCUGUGUCAACCCCUUUGCCCUCUACCUGCUCAGCAAGAGUUUCCAGAAGCGCUUCAACAAGCAGCUGUGUUGUUGUUGUCGAGCCCUGGUGAAGAGGUCCCAGAGCCAGAGGAACAGGAACAACACACACAUGACGUCCCUCAGGACCACCAACCACUCAGUGGCCAGUCUGAGCUUUAUUCAUGGAAAACACAUCUGUCAGGAGGACAGUGUGUGAGAGACAGAUGGGUGGAUGGUAAGAGAGAGACAGACAGAGAGGUGGACGGUAGGAGAGAGACAGACAGAGGUGGACGGUAAGAGAGAGACAGACAGAGGUGGACGGUAAGAGAGAGACAGACAGAGGUGGAUGGUAAGAGAGAGACAGACAGAGUGGUGGACGGUAGGAGAGAGACAGACAGACAGAUCGGUGGACGGUAGGAGAGAGACAGAGGUGGACAGUAGGAGAGAGACAGACAGAGAGGUGGACGGUAGGAGAGAGAUAGACAUACAGGUUUACCAAGAGGGGAGAAUGUGAGACAGACAGGUCUACCAAGAGGAGAGAAUGUGAGACAGACAGACAGACAGACAGACAGACAGACAGACAGGUCUACCAAGAGGAAAGAGUGUGAGACAGACAGACAGGUCUACCUAGAGGAGAGAAUGUGAGACAGACAGACAGACAGACAGACAGACAGACAGACCUACCAAGAGGAGAGAAUGUGAGACAGACAGACAGACAGGUCUACCAAGAGGAGAGAAUGUGAAACAGACAGACAGACAGACAGACAGGUCUACCAAGAGGAGAGAGUGUGAGACAGACAGACAGGUCUACCAAGAGGAGAGAGUGUGAGACAGACAGACAGGUCUACCAAGAGGAGAGAAUGUGAGGCAGACAGACAGACAGACAGACAGACAGACAGACAGUCGGAUGGUAGGACCAAGGGAAUAGAAGAACCAAGGGAUAUCAAAGGUUCAAGUGCGGUAUGCAGAUGGGUCGGGUGGGAGUGGGGAAAUUGCUCACCCUUUGAAAUGGCCGCUAAUCUGGAAUCACCUGAGAGUGUUUCCUGACCUGUUUGGUUGUAUUGAGCCCUUAAUCAAGAUCCCACAGCAGCUACAGCAGCUAUAUAGAUGACUUACAUAGAACAGUAUGUGCACCUUUAUAUAUUUGAACAGUAUGUGCACCUUUAUGUAUUUGAACAGUAUGUGCACUUUUAUAUAUUUGAACAGUAUGUGUACUUUUAUGUAUUUGAACAGUAUGUGUACCUUUAUGUAUUUGAACAGUAUGUGUACCUUUAUGUAUUUGAACAGUAUGUGUACUUUUAUGUAUUUGAACAGUAUGUGUACUUUUAUGUAUUUGAACAGUAUGUGUACUUUUAUGUAUUUGAACAGUAUGUGUACCUUUAUGUAUUUGAACAGUAUGUGUACUUUUAUGUAUUUGAACAGAAUGUGUACUUUUAUGUAUUUGAACAGUAUGUGUACUUUUAUGUAUUUGAACAGUAUGUGUACUUUUAUGUAUUUGAACAGUAUGUGUACCUUUAUGUAUUUGAACAGUAUGUGUACCUUUAUGUAUUUGAACAGUAUGUGUACUUUUAUGUAUUUGAACAGUAUGUGUACCUUUAUGUAUUUGAACAGUAUGUGUACCUUUAUGUAUUUGAACAGUAUGUGUACCUUUAUGUAUUUGAACAGUAUGUGUACCUUUAUGUAUUUGAACAUGUGUUUGCUAAUUACACAUUUAAUUGUUAAAGGCAUUACAUUUGUUUAAUGUAGUGUUUUGUUACUUGAUAUGGUGUCCUAUAUGCCCAUGUGGGCUGGGCACCAGUUAGUGGACGACGAUUGGUGCCAUGUACUAUAUGUACAUAAUGUUACUCUGUGGUACAGCUCUGUGGUUCAGUUCUGUGGUUCAGUUCUGUGGUUCAGCUCUGUGGUACAGUAAUGUGGUACAGCUCUGUGGUACAGCUCUGUGUUACAGCUCUGUGUUUCAGCUCUGUGGUUCAGCUCUGUGUUUCAGCUCUGUGGUUCAGCUCUGUGUUUCAGCUCUGUGGUACAGCUCUGUGGUUCAGCUCUGUGGUUCAGCUCUGUGGUUCAGCUCUGUGGUACAGCUCUUUGGUUCAGCUCUGUGGUUCAGCUCUGUGGUACAGCUCUGUGGUACAGCUCUUUGGUUCAGCUCUGUGGUACAGCUCUGUGAUACAGUAAUGUGGUACAGCUCUGUGGUACAGCUAUGUGGUACAGCUCUGUGAUACAGUAAUGUGGUACAGUAAUGUGGUACAGCUCUGUGGUACAGCUCUGUGAUACAGUAAUGUGGUAUAGCUCUGUGGUACAGCUCUGUGAUACAGUAAUGUGGUACAGCUCUGUGGUACAGUAAUGUGAUACAGCUCUGUGGUACAGCUCUGUGAUACAGUAAUGUGGUACAGUAAUGUGGUACAGCUCUGUGGUACAGUAAUGUGGUACAGCUCUGUCAUACAGUAAUGUGGUACAGCUCUGUGGUACAGCUCUGUGAUACAGUAAUGUGGUACAGUAAUGUGGUACAGCUCUGUGGUAUAGCUCUGUGGUACAGCUCUGUCAUACAGUAAUGUGGUACAGUAAUGUGGUACAGCUCUGUGGUACAGCUCUGUGGUACAGCUCUGUGGUACAGCUCUGUCAUACAGUAAUGUGGUACAGCUCUGUGGUACAGCUCUGUCAUACAGUAAUGUGGUACAGCUCUGUGGUACAGCUCUGUCAUACAGUAAUGUGGUACAGCUCUGUGGUACAGCUCUGUCAUACAGUAAUGUGGUACAGCUCUGUGGUACAGCUCUGUCAUACAGUAAUGUGGUACAGCUCUGUCAUACAGUAAUGUGGUCAAUAUGUGCAGUUAAUAUGCAGUUGAUGUGCCUUCAUAUUGGUAAGUCAGUGUGUUGUGCCAACAAUUCUUCACCUCAUGUGGGUAUUGAAAUGUCUAUGUUAUUGUAGUAUGUUGCCUCUGUGUAUUGUCUUGACUGACUAGAUGUUGUCUGUAACGUAAGACCCUAGAGGUUUUGGGAAUAAGCCAUUGUCUGUGUCUGAAAUGGCACCCUACUCCCUAUAUAGUGCACUGAUUUUUCCUGGUCAAAAGUAGUGCACUAUUCCCUGUGGGUCCUGAUCUAAAGUAGUGCACUAUUCCCUGUGGGUCCUGAUCUAAAGUAGUGCACUAUUCCCUAUGGGUCCUGGUCUAAAGUAGUGCACUACAUAGGGAAUAGGGUGUCAUUUUGGACGCUCACGUUGUUUACCAAUGUUUUACAUGGCCAAGACAUUGGCUGCGUCUGAAAAUGGCACUCUACAGAUGUCGGAUCUUAAUUUGACCCAUUUUUGUCGCAGGAGUAAAAUGAUCUUGCAGCAAGAGGAUUUGAAUGAAUAUUGAAUAUUUAGAAUCGCCGCCAGGGGACAGCUGGAAGCGGUGUUUGUAGGCUUUUCAAUGCAGUAGCGUACCUACAUUGUACCUUAAACUGUUAAUAAAUACUACAGAUUCUGAUCCAACAGCCCCGGACCCAACUCAUUGGAAUGCCCACACCCCAUGGCCCAACUAGCAAUAUGUACAAUUUAUAGUCCAACAGGGGGGGCUGACUCUUAAAUAAAGGAUGGUGUCUGUGAUUGGCUGUGCAUACUGUAGUCCUGUAAAUGGGAAUUACACACCUCCUUGUGACUAUGAAGCUGGGAGGGAACAGGGUGAUGGUUCAUUGAUGUGUGCAGGACACUGAUUUAAUAGAUGAAUGGGGCUGUCAACUGAGCCAGACAUUCACAUUCAAAUAGUUUACAUCUCCCCUCUUUUCAACUGAUAUGUAUUUCCAUCUCUGUCACAUGAAACUGAUGGAAUAUGUGGUGCGCAUUAGACUGGUGUUUUCCCACUACUUGCAUAUUACCACGUGUUCAUAUUACCACGUGUUCAUAUUACCACGUGUUCAUAUUACCACGUGUUCAUAUUACCACAUGUUCAUAUUACCACGUGUUCAUAUUACCACGUGUUCAUAUUACCACGUGUUCAUAUUACCACAUGUUCAUAUUACCACGUGUUCAUAUUACCACGUGUUCAUAUUACCACGUGUUCAUAUUACCGCGUGUUCAUAUUACCACGUGUUCAUAUUACCACGUGUUCAUAUUACCACGUGUUCAUAUUACCACGUGUUCAUAUUAC
This is a messenger RNA of Salvelinus fontinalis (brook trout), 5260 nucleotides long. RefSeq names its product gastrin-releasing peptide receptor (gene grpr). Gene Ontology annotation, biological process: G protein-coupled receptor signaling pathway. Bases 191 to 1354 code for a protein of 387 amino acids. The transcript has 3 exons. Gene Ontology annotation, molecular function: G protein-coupled peptide receptor activity. Lineage: Eukaryota; Metazoa; Chordata; Actinopteri; Salmoniformes; Salmonidae. The record is from RefSeq and is a predicted model, not a curated record. Gene Ontology annotation, cellular component: membrane.